AACAAGCUCCUGCUUUCAUCUACCUACCACACAAAGACUCCGGUCAAGUUGGCCACUGCUUUCCGUUAAUACCGCGCGGCCGAGCGCAUCGCGAUUACCAUGGCGCCGGCAUUACCGAUCAAGUUCCAGGAACUGUUCCAGCUCAGCAGCCUGGGCGUCAACCAAACCGCGAUCACUUUCAAUACCUGCACUAUAGAAUCAGACUCCUUCGUCUGCUUGAGAGACAAGAAGGAUGAGGCGUCGUCUCCUGAAGUCCUCAUCGUCGACCUUAAGAAUGGCAACAACGUCAUCCGCCGGCCCAUCAAGGCCGACAGCGCAAUAAUGCACUGGACGCGCCAGGUCAUUGCGUUGAAGGCUCAGUUACGGACACUGCAGAUCUUUGAUCUGGAGCAGAAACAGAAGCUGAAGUCGACAACGAUGAGCGAGGACGUCACGUUCUGGAAGUGGAUCAGCGAGUCAACCCUUGGCUUGGUGACAGAGAGUGCCAUCUACCACUGGAAUGUCUUUGAUCCCUCCCAAGCGGCACCCGUCAAGGUGUUUGAUCGCAAUACCAAUCUUCAGGGCAACCAGAUUAUCAACUAUCGGACGAGUGCCGACGGCAAGUGGAUGGUCGUGGUUGGCAUCUCGUCGCAGCAAGGACGCAUCGUGGGCGCCAUGCAGCUGUAUUCCAAAGACCGCGGCAUUAGCCAAGCCAUCGAGGGCCACGCUGCCGUAUUUGGUACGAUCCGGUUAGACGGCGCUCCCGAGGACACUAAACUCUUCGCCUUUGCCGUACGGACGGCGGUCGGCGCGAAACUGCACAUCGUCGAAGUCGAUCACCCCGAGACGAACCCCGUGUUUCCCAAAAAGGCAGUCGACGUAUUCUUCCCGCCGGAAGCCGCCACUGAUUUUCCUGUCGCACUCCAGAUCUCGCAGAAAUAUGGCAUCAUCUACCUCAUCACGAAGUUCGGCUUCAUCCACCUUUACGAUCUGGAGACUGCCACAUGUAUCUUCAUGAAUCGCAUCUCUGGUGAAACCAUUUUCACAGCCUGCGGUGACAAGGACUCAACUGGUGUUCUCGGCAUAAACCGGAAGGGUCAGGUUCUCUUCGUUAGCGCUGACGAAAACACGAUUGUUCCAUAUGUCCUCGAGAGCCACGGCACUGAGCUGGCGCUCAAGUUGGCAUCUCGUGCCGGUCUUCCGGGCGCUGACAACCUCUAUCAGCAGCGCUUCGAACAGCUCUUCUCCAACGGCAACUACCAAGAGGCUGCCAAGGUUGCGGCCAACUCCCCGCGCGGAUUUCUGCGGACGCCGCAGACCAUAGAGCGUUUCAAGCGGCUCCCUCAACAGCCGGGGCAGAUGUCGCAUAUCCUGCAGUACUUUGGCAUGCUUCUCGAUAAGGGUUCCCUUAACCAACACGAGACAAUCGAACUCGCUCAGCCUGUACUCGCUCAAAACCGCAAGCAGCUGCUCCAAAAGUGGCUCGGCGAGAACAAGCUCGAAUGCUCUGAGCAGCUUGGUGACAUGGUCCGCCCACACGACAUGACUAUGGCGCUGGCGAUCUACCUGAAGGCCAACGUGCCUCACAAGGUCGUUGCCGGCUUCGCCGAGACCGGCCAGUUCGACAAGAUCCUCCCGUACUGUGCUCAGGCCGGCUACCAGCCCGACUUUGUUCAGCUGCUCCAGCACAUUGUCCGGGUCAACCCGGAGAAGGGCGCUGAGUUCGCUACGUCGCUUGCCAACCAUGAGGGCGGGUCUCUGGUCGACCUCGAACGGGUGGUCGACAUCUUCCAGUCUCAGGGCAUGGUCCAGCAAGCUACCGCUUUCCUGCUCGACGCCCUGAAAGAUAACAACCCGGAGCAUGGCCAUCUCCAGACCCGUCUGCUCGAGAUGAACCUGAUCAAUGCGCCACAGGUUGCGGAUGCGAUCCUUGGGAAUGAUAUGUUUUCCUACUUCGACAAGGCUCGCAUUGCAUCUCUUUGUGAGCAAGCUGGCCUCUUGCAGAGAGCUCUUGAUCUCUAUGAGGACCCCGCGGCCGUCAAGCGGGUCAUCGUCAACAUCCCCGCCAUGCCGAACUUCAACCCUGAUUGGCUUGUCGAGUACUUUGGACGUCUCUCGGUAGAGCAAUCCGUCGAUUGCCUGGACGCCAUGAUGAAGCACAACAUCCGUCAAAACCUCCAGUCUGUGGUUCAAAUCGCUAUCAAGUACGCUGAGCUUCUCGGUCCCCAGCGCCUGAUUGACCUCUUCGAAAAGUACAAGACCGCGGAAGGUCUCUACUACUUCCUUGGCAGUAUCGUCAACGUCAGCGAGGACCCCGAGGUUGUCUUCAAGUACAUCGAGGCGGCCACCAAGAUGGGUCAGAUCCGCGAGGUCGAGCGCAUCUGCCGAGACAACAGCGUCUUCAAUCCGGAGAAGGUCAAGAACUUCCUUAAGGAAGCUAAGCUAAGCGAAAUGCUGCCACUGAUGAUUGUCUGCGAUCGCUUCAACUUUGUCCAUGAUCUGGUCCUUUAUCUCUACCAGCACCAGCAGUUCAAGUCGAUCGAGAUCUACGUUCAGCAGGUCAACCCCUCCAGGACGCCCGGCGUUAUUGGUGGGUUGUUGGAUGUCGACUGCGAUGAGAGCAUUAUCAAGAAUCUUCUCACCACAGUCAACCCGGCUUCGAUCCCCAUUGAUGAGUUGGUGCACGAGGUCGAGACGCGCAAUCGCCUCAAGCUGCUGCUUCCGUUCCUUGAGGCAACUCUCGCCGCCGGCAAUCAACAACAGGCAGUUUACAAUGCCCUAGCGAAGAUCUACAUUGACUCCAACAACAACCCUGAAAAGUUCCUGAAGGAGAACGACCAGUAUGACACGCUCACAGUCGGCAAGUACUGCGAGAAGCGCGACCCCAACCUGGCGUACAUCGCCUACCGCAAGGGUCAGAACGACCUCGAGCUCGUUAACAUUACCAACGAGAAUGCCAUGUACAAGGCCCAGGCGAGGUAUCUUCUGGAGCGAGCGGACAGGGAGCUUUGGAUGUUCGUCCUCAGCGAGAACAACCUCCAUCGUCGCUCCGUGGUCGACCAAGUCAUCUCGACCGCCGUGCCGGAGUCGACAGAUCCUGCCAAGGUUUCCGAGGCCGUGGCCUGCUUCCUAGCUGCCGAUCUGCCGGCGGAGCUUAUUGAGCUCCUGGAGAAGAUUGUCCUGGAGCCGUCCCCCUUCAGCGACAACCAGAACCUCCAGAACCUCCUCAUGUUCACCGCUGCCAAGGCGGACAAGGCCCGUGUCAUGGACUACAUCCAUAGGCUCGACAACUUCGCUGCAGAUGAGAUUGCCAACGUCUGUAUCGAGGUCGGUCUCUUUGAGGAGGCAUUCGAGGUGUACAAAAAGAUCGACAACAAAGAGGCUGCGGUCAACGUCCUCGUCGAGCAUGUGGUUAGUAUCGAUCGUGCUCAGGCGUUUGCUGAGGAGGUCGAUAUGCCGCAGGUCUGGAGUAAGGUAGCCAAGGCCCAGCUGGACGGUCUCCGUGUGAGCGACUCAAUCGACUCGUACAUCCGGGCGGAGGAUCCGAAGAACUACGAGGAGGUUAUUGAGAUCGCGGUCGCGGCCGGGAAGAAUGAGGAACUUAUCAAGUAUCUCCGCAUGGCCCGCAAGACACUCCGCGAGCCUGCCAUCGAUACCGCCCUCGCCUUCUGCUACGCCCGGCUCGACCAGCUCGCAGAGCUCGAAGACUUCCUGCGGGCGACCAACGUGGCUAAUGUUGAGGAGUCCGGAGACAAGGCCUAUUCCGAGGGUCUCUUCGAGGCGGCCAAGAUCUUCUACACCAGCAUCUCCAAUUGGGCGAAGCUCGCUACCACGCUUGUGCACCUCGAAGAUUAUCAGGCCGCUGUGGAUUGCGCGCGCAAGGCCAACAACAUCAAGGUGUGGAGGGAGGUUCAUGAGGCAUGCGUCGGCAAGAAGGAGUUCCGCCUUGCCCAGAUCUGCGGUCUCAACCUCAUCGUCGAUGCCGAGCAGCUCCAGGCACUCGUCAAGCAGUACGAGCGCAAUGGCUACUUCGACGAGCUCAUCAACCUGCUCGAGCAGGGUCUCGGUCUGGAGCGUGCGCACAUGGGCAUGUUCACCGAGUUGGGAAUUGCCUUGUCCAAAUACCACCCUGAGCGCUUGAUGGAGCAUCUCAAGCUCUUCUGGAGCCGGAUGAACCUGCCUAAGAUGAUCCGUGCAUGCGAGGAGGCCAACCUGUGGCCCGAGUUGGUGUUCUGCUACUACCAUUACGACGAGUUUGACAAUGCUGCGCUUGCCGUCAUGGAGAGGCCCGAGAACUCGUGGGAGCACCAGCAAUUCAAGGAGAUUACCGUCAAGGUGGCCAAUCUCGAAAUCUACUACAAGGCCAUCAACUUCUACCUUGAGCAGCACCCUUCCCUGCUCACCGACCUCCUGCAAGUCUUGACUCCCCGGAUCGAUGUGAACCGGGUGGUCCGCAUGUUCCAGAAGUCAGACAACCUGCCGCUCAUCAAGCCGUUCCUGCUCAGCGUGCAGUCGCAGAACAAGCGCACUGUUAAUGACGCCAUCAAUGACUUGCUCAUCGAAGAGGAAGAUUACAAGACGCUGCGCGAUUCGGUCGAGCACUACGACAAUUACGAUGCAGUCGAUCUUGCUGGUCGCCUGGAGAAGCACGAUCUUGUGUUCUUCCGCCAGAUCGCUGCCAGCAUCUACCGCAAGAACAAGCGGUGGGAGAAGUCUAUCAACCUAUCCAAGCAGGACAAGCUGUGGAAGGAUGCCAUCGAGACUGCUGCCAUUUCAGGCAAGUCCGAUGUCGUUGAGGAGCUUCUGCGAUACUUCGUGGACAUCGGCAACCGGGAAUGCUACGUCGGCAUGCUCUACGCGUGCUACGACCUGAUCCGGCCCGACCUCGUCCUGGAGCUGUCGUGGCGCAACGGCCUGAACGACUUCACCAUGCCGUACAUGAUCAACCUCCUUUGCCAGCAAACCAAGGAACUGGCCUCGCUCAAGGCAGACAACGAGGCGCGCAAGGCAAAGGAGAAGGAGCAGGAGAAGGUCGAGGACAACACGCCGAUCCUCGGCAGCAACCGGCUCAUGAUCACAGCCGGCCCGACGGGCGCGGCUCCCUCACCCUCGCCAUACAUGCAGGCCAAUGGAUUUGCGCCGCAGCCGACCGGUUUCGGCUUCUAGAAGGUUGCCCCGGUGGCUUUCUGGUGCCUUUGUCUGUUUGAUCCCAGCCAAAACCGCUGGUUUUACCCGCUUGACGUUUCUGGUGCACCCGGUACACCCGUGGGAGCGGUGGAGUUGUAUCAGUGGGAAAGAGGAGCCGGCAAGCAGCGAGAUGAAGGCACGGCUGGGGUGGCGGGUUCUUAGAAAAGGUAUUGGGACGGUACCGCUGCGGUGUAUGCGCCGAGGGUCA
Chaetomium strumarium is the source of this 5374-nucleotide messenger RNA. RefSeq lists its product as uncharacterized. Gene Ontology annotation, cellular component: clathrin complex; clathrin coat of coated pit; actin cortical patch. NCBI's taxonomy places the organism in Eukaryota, Fungi, Ascomycota, Sordariomycetes, Sordariales, Chaetomiaceae. Gene Ontology annotation, molecular function: clathrin light chain binding; structural molecule activity. The record is from RefSeq and is a predicted model, not a curated record. Bases 100 to 5145 code for a protein of 1681 amino acids. Gene Ontology annotation, biological process: intracellular protein transport; receptor-mediated endocytosis; Golgi to endosome transport. The transcript is spliced from 4 exons.